UUUGUCAGUAGCUCCCUGUGUGGGCCCCCCGGUGUCAGGUUCAUGUCCUACAACGUACUGCAUCUUCAGCAGUAAGUUGACUCCUUUUUUUAUGUUAAUGUAAUGUUCUGGUCACUACAACAGUAACUGUUUAUAAGAUGUAUAGAAAAUACCCUUUGUCUUUGCAGGAGUCCUACAUGAGAGAAAUUGAUUAAAAAAAAAUGGAGGCAAGGCAGCUGAAAAGAGAUGUUGAGGCCCUUAUUGGUGCUUACAUUGGCCAGAAGCUCAGGGAGAAUUCUUUUGAUCCAAAGGGGAAGGGGACGGCUACGUUGCUGGACGAUCUGGCUCACUAUGAUCUUGCACUCAGUGUUGCCCUGUGGUGGCUGGACAAAGAAGGAAGUAACGUGCUUGACCGAGACAGUGUUGGAGCAGCAUGCAGCUCAGGCUGUGUCCAGUACCCUAAUUGGUUUGAGCGGGAGGCAAUGAUCCUGUCAUCCUUUGCUGGACUGAUUAUUAACAGCCUGCCAGUGGAGGAAAUCCUGGCUCUUUACAGGUGUAAACCAGUUGCUUCAUACCCCCGCCAGCAGUCCAAGGGUACAAUUGUCUACCCCUUCACUCUGUCCUACCAUCCACUCGCCAUGCUCGGCUCUUACAAGGCUGUGCACCACUCCAAGAAGCAUAAUGAGAAGUUGAAACGGUGGCUGUCUGAGAGGGCGAAGGCGAGUGCUCAGCCUGGACCAGUUUCAGUGCAGUCUUCAUCGUCUUCCUCCUCAUCUCACUCCUUCCUCAGUGAUAGCAGUCGUGGUCAUGAGGAAGGAGCUGAGCACUAUGAGGGCUCCCAGGAAUCUCUGCAGGACUGAAGUCACCCCCCAGCACUU
Monopterus albus (swamp eel) is the source of this 857-nucleotide messenger RNA. RefSeq names its product chromosome 9 C2orf80 homolog (gene c9h2orf80). NCBI's taxonomy places the organism in Eukaryota, Metazoa, Chordata, Actinopteri, Synbranchiformes, Synbranchidae. The transcript has 8 exons. The record is from RefSeq and is a predicted model, not a curated record. Bases 201 to 839 code for a protein of 212 amino acids.